UUAUACUUGCCAUUGACCAAAGAACCGUAAGAAACGUGGGUGUCAUGUCUGACACAAAGAAGAACUUGGAAUAAUGUCGGUGACAUGUUAACAGCAGGAGAAUGUUCAUAUGGUCCAAGUAAAUGGAAAAGUCAACAUAACACACAUGAAGGUUGUGGCUGUGGUUCUCCUUCUUGCCGGCACAAGCUUAGUAAAAGGCUCCAGAAAGAGAAGUGAACCGCAGCCUUAUGUGAAAUCACUGCAGCCACAUACGAACCCUGUCGACUGCAACAUUCCCCUGGAGGAACGCUACAACAACCUCUUUCUCAGCGAUGAGCGAAUUCGCACAAUGUCGCAGAGCCGAGAUCUUGGUGAGGUCUUCAAAAUCGACAAUGUCAAGUUCAGCUACGAUUUCCCUGGAAUCUGCGCCAGUAAUGAAUCAUUGAAAAGUCACCGUUUGAAAAGCAGCAACAGUCAGCCAACGUGUAAACAACGGUCCUCAGUGCAGUAUGGCAACACAUGCUGUGAGACGUUCUGUUCCCACAGCAAGAUGACUUUCACCGUCCCCUCCAGCGUUGUUUCAGUGUAUGACGGCUCCUCUUACAAUGUUGUCCACAACACGGACUCAUACCAGCUGGUUCACGAGGCGUCCUGUGAAAGCCUGGGCAAAUCUUGUGCCCCACAUGGAGUCUGUUCACUGAAGGAGCGCAUUCAGUGGAUCUUAGUGGACAAAGGUAGCUACAAUUCCUUUGUACCAGUGAGGAUCGGCAAUCACUGCAUUUGCCAGCACUCAUGAAAAGACAAAGAACGCACAGAAAGCCAACUCUAACAAUAGUUUAUCAACCUCCCGGGGAAUGGAGAUUGGUAAAGAUGUUUCCAUUUAAUAAUGAACAAAUGUUUAGUUUGUUGUGCUUGCAGGUAGCUCUUUCGCAAUACACAUAGGCAUGCAUGUGUAUGUCAGGGUUUGAAAUAAAUGUCAUUGAAUGCUUCGGUGAAAUGCAA
Molecule: messenger RNA, 981 nt
Organism: Aplysia californica (California sea hare)
Lineage: Eukaryota; Metazoa; Mollusca; Gastropoda; Aplysiida; Aplysiidae
Exons: 5
Coding region: 110-775 (221 amino acids)
Source: RefSeq, a predicted model, not a curated record